UUCGGCACCUUCCUUGCAUCAUUCGAGUUUGAGCGUGUGCACAUAUCGUCAAUCAUGAUGCGACGUGGCUUGUCCUUGGCGCCUCGAGCGGUGCUUUUGCCGUUAUCAAGACAAAACCUUCCUCACGCCCGCGCGUCGUUGUUCUCGAGCAUUCCGAAAGUUCCGGCUGCUGCAGCCGCCGUGCCGUCGCACGACGUGUCGGCCGCGAUUGCGCAGGCGAUGGCGGAGGAGGAAGCGCGCAAGAAACGCAAGCCAGAACACAUGCCGAUCCGAGCCGUGCACCUCGCGCGCAAGAUGGACAUUGUGUCGCUGUUCCAGCGGCUGUACACGGAUCGCUUCAAGGUGAGCCACUACCUGUACAAGGACUCGAUCGUGCUGCGGCUCAGUGCGACGAGCGACGACCGCAACGCCGCGUGGCUGUCCAACCUCAACUUGAACAUGAAGCCGUCGACGUUUCCCGCCAUGACUCCAUCAGCUCCUCCGUCCUCGGAAUCGUCAUCCUCGCCCUCGACCACCGAGGUUCCAUCGCGCCGCGCCAAGGACAAAUGGGUCGUGUACUUUGACUACGGCGCCGUCGUGUUCUUCAACUGCGACGACUCUCUCACGGAAACAUUGGUCAAGCAUGCCAAGAAGUACUGCAGCGACGCGUUCGACAUCCGCGGCCACGACGAGGAGCUGCUUCUGGUUACCGACCCCGUCCAAACCACAUGGAGCGAGCUCAAAGAGAACAACAUUCGUGUGCAAGAGAUUGACCACGUCAAUAUUCAGGUGAUUGCGGGGGUGCUGGCGCAAACCGUGGCGUUGGAGCACUACGAACGCCAAGUGGAUGCAAUCUUGGCCGAGUUUGAAAAGCUCAACACCCUCGUCGAGAAGAAGGGCCCCCAGACCGCGCUCUUUGGCCUCACGUUCCUCGGCACCCAGUCCACCGAGCGAGAGCAGCACCGCAAGCUCUUUCAAAUCGUCGCAACCAACAACACCCUUCUCAUCGACCUUGUGAGUAAACUGCGCGUGAUCGACCGCAAGCGACCGGGGGAUGCCGCGUGGAGCCAUACGCGGUACCAUAGCAUGUGGGAGACGUUGUUGGAAGAGUUCGAACUGAACGAACGAUUCAACAACUUGAACUUUAAGCUCGAGCUCAUCCAGCACAACACCAAGUUUUUCCUUGAAGUGCUGAGCUCGCACAAAGGCACGCGAAUGGAAUGGUAUAUUAUUAUUUUGAUUGCCGCCGAAUUAGCCAUCAGCGCGUACGAAUUAGCAAUGAAAUUGCAUUAAUACAAUGUCCCAUCGCCCCACGUUUCUUGACCUCAACUCUCGUGUGGUUGUCGAUCUACAGUACUUGCUUGGGCAACAACGGAUGAUAUCGACGACUACUACCCCCCUCUAGUCGUCGGACGUCUUCCACUGCGCAUGUUCGUGCGGUGCCUUCCGCGACGUAAAUGCCGACGCCGGCUGCCGUCCCCCGCCGUUGACAUGCGCCCAGUACGCAUUGAAAGACGCAAAGUCAGCGCAGGUCAAGUGCACGGCCUUGGUGCGCAGCAUCGACGCCAGCAGCGCCUGUAAUUGCUGGGAAGUGGACCCCUUGGGCACGAAUUCCGAGGCCAGCGUCGUGAUUUUGACAGUGUGGUACGCAUGUGAAAGCACGCGGCAAAAGAGAUGCCACCCCGCCGAUCCGCAUGUAUGGGUUGGCGAAAUCGCUUUGGAUUCGUAUCUACAAUACCCAAAGAAGGACGAUGACGAUAUAUGGACCACGAAGUACACAGCAUGCUAGCUAGAAUGAGUACUAGUUCGUAGUACCGAAUCGCCACAAGGUGGACGCGAGUCGGGGGUGGUAAACUGUCCAAGAUAGGGAGAAACGUCAACACCGCUUUGCCGUUGCUUCGAGUGCCCUACAUACAUACAGUAAAUAAUACAAUUAUAUAUUUCAACAUGCAACUAUUCUAAGCGAUAACUCUAACAAAAC
This is a messenger RNA of Aphanomyces astaci, 1960 nucleotides long. RefSeq lists its product as hypothetical. The record is from RefSeq and is a predicted model, not a curated record. The transcript has 3 exons. The coding region runs from base 55 to 1272 and encodes 405 amino acids. NCBI's taxonomy places the organism in Eukaryota, Oomycota, Saprolegniomycetes, Saprolegniales, Verrucalvaceae.